AUGGUUGAACAAAUUGAAGAAAAUCCAGAUAUUCCUGUCAAAGCUGUUCAAGAACAAUUUCAAAGAAAGUAUGUUGUUGGUGUAUCCAGGAUGAAGGCUUACAGGGCUAAAACAAAAGCAAGGAAGAUGGUGGAAGGUGAUUACUCAUCACAGUAUGGUCUGUUGAGGGACUAUGUCCUUGAGUUGCAAAGUAAAAAUCCUGGUACCACUGUUAAGAUAGAUCUAGAACCUGGUCAUCCAAGGGAUCUGACUAGACAGUUUAGAAGGAUCUAUGUUUGUUUAGGGGCUUUAAAGCAGGGGUUUAAAGCAUUAGGCAGGGAUUUACUUGGUUUGGAUGGUGCAUUCAUGAAGGGGCCUUAUCCUGGACAACUCUUAAGUGCAGUGGGUGUUGACUCUAAUAAUGGAAUCUAUCCAGUGUGUUAUGCAAUUGUUGAGGCUGAAAAUCUAAGUGCUUGGACAUGGUUCCUAGAUUUGUUAGCUGAUGACCUUGAGAUACCAAGAAACUCGGCCUUUACAUUUAUGAGUGAUAGGCAAAAGGGUCUGCUACCUGCAGUUUCCAAGUUGUUUCCAUUAGCUGAGCACAGAUAUUGUCUCAGACAUAUUCAUGAGAAUAUGAAAGGAAGCUUUAAAGGUAGGGCAUUAAGUGACAUACUACUCAAUAACAUGUGUGAAACCUUCAAUGGCAAGAUACUGGAAGGGAGGGACAAGCCUAUCAUUGCUGCUUUGGAGUAUAUCAGGGAGUACCUAAUGAGGAGGAUUGUGACAGUGUUGAGGGUUAUAGAAAGGACUGAAGGUCUUAUUACACCUUGGGCACAAAAACAACUUCAGACAAUUAAGAAAGAUCAGCCUUUUAUCAUGUGCAGUGGAAUGGAGGGGAUCUGCAUGCCCUGCAGACAUGUAGUGGCUGCAAUAUGGUUCAUGGCUACUAAUGGUCAAAGAGUUGGUGCUUUGGAAAGCUGGUUUGAUCCAGUCUACUCAAUAGGCAGGUGGAAAGAGGUGUAUGCUUUCAAGAUAAACCCUAUAAAUGGCAAAGCUCUAUGGCCGAAGAGUGAAGUUCCUUUCAAGAUAACACCACCAAAACAUCACAAACAAGUGGGUAGGCCAAAGAAGGUUAGGAAGAGGUCAGCCGUGGAGAUGGAGGAUGAAGGAUCAAGCAAGAAAAAGGGCAGGUUAUCAAAGAAGAAUAUGAAGGGUGUAUGUGGAAAAUGUGGGAACACCGGACACAAUCGAAGGACUUGCAAGGGGCAAGGUGAAAAAAGGAAGGACUAG
Helianthus annuus (common sunflower) is the source of this 1269-nucleotide messenger RNA. RefSeq lists its product as uncharacterized. The transcript is spliced from 4 exons. NCBI's taxonomy places the organism in Eukaryota, Viridiplantae, Streptophyta, Magnoliopsida, Asterales, Asteraceae. The record is from RefSeq and is a predicted model, not a curated record. Gene Ontology annotation, molecular function: zinc ion binding; nucleic acid binding. Bases 1 to 1269 code for a protein of 422 amino acids.